AUGGCGCACUCGCUCAUUCCCCCACCGGCGAAAAUGGACAUGAAAGGAGACCAGGUUUCCAACUGGCAAUUUUUCAAGUCAAGUUGGCAGAACUAUCUAGUGGCCACAGAACUGGAUAAGAAAGAUACUUCCAUCCAUGUGGCUACAUUACUCACAGUUAUGGGGAAGGAGUGCUAUGAAGUGUACGAAAAUCUGCCACUAACAGAGGAACAGAGAAAGUCACCACAGCAAAUCCUAACCAGCCUUGGAGCUCAUUUUGACCCUAAACGCAAUGUGGUGUACACACGAUUCAUGUUUAACUCCUGUAAGCAAGAGCCCAAAGAGAACAUUGACACUUUCUUGAACAGGCUGAGAAAGUUGACAACCACAUGCAAUUAUGGAGCGCUUCUCGAUGAAAUGCUCCGAGACAGGCAGGUCAUAGGAGGAGUAGGCAACAGCAUCCGUGCUCGUCUGCUGCGGGAGUCGUCACUGACAUUGCAGAAAGCCAUAGACAUAUGCCGCAGCAGUGAACAGGCAGCGAUCCACCUUCAGCACACUUUCAAAGGCAAGUGCCCAGCCUACGGGACAACUUGCUCUAAGUGCCAAAAACGCAACCACUAUGCGCAGGUUUGCCAGUCAUCGGGCAAGGACCGCACCAAACGUCAGCCACAGAAAUCCACACAGGAGCUCCACCAAAUGGAUGGAGACGAAAGUGGCAGCGACGAAAGCAUCUAUACAGUGCAGUCAAAGCCCAAGCAGCAAUACUCUGUUGAGCUAGCAGUGGAGACGCCAACAAGGGAUCUGACAAAGACCAUCAGAUUUCAGCUAGACUCUGGUGCAACUUGCAGCACCAUGAAGCUGACAGACUACAAACAGCUCAGUGACACGCCUCCGGUGCCAUCAAAGACUAAACUGAAACUGUACAAUGGCACAAUAAUUCAUCUUGUUGGAGCUGCCAGCUUGAGAUGCCAGAUCAAAGGGGUCACCAGGAAAAUCCACUUCGAGAUCGUGGAGGAUGCCCCCUCAUCUCUGCUGUCAGGUAAAGCAGCAGAAGCUCUGGGACUAAUGCAGUUCGCACAGGAGUGCUUAGUGCAUGCAGUGACAGAGUCACCGACUCAAACCAAGGAACAGGUCCUCGGUGAGUACAAAGACGUAUUCACUGGCCUUGGUCGGCUACCAGGUCACUACCACAUAGACAUUGAUCACAGUGUCACUCCAACACAGAACACCAGGCGCAGAGUACCCAUCCCGGUGUGGGCAGAGCUGAAACGAAAGCUAGACAGCAUGACAGCCCAAGGCACCAUUGCCCGGGUGACUGAGCCUACCAAGUGGAUCCACAACAUGGUAGUCGUCAGAAAGCCAAACAAAAUCAGGGUAUGCUUGGAUCCACACGGCCUGAACAAGGCCAUUCAGCGCAACCAUUACCCCAUUCCCACCGUAGACGAAGUAGCCCCGAGACUGAAGAACGCCAAGCUCUUCUAG
Patiria miniata (bat star) is the source of this 1461-nucleotide messenger RNA. RefSeq lists its product as uncharacterized. NCBI's taxonomy places the organism in Eukaryota, Metazoa, Echinodermata, Asteroidea, Valvatida, Asterinidae. The transcript has 2 exons. The coding region runs from base 1 to 1461 and encodes 486 amino acids. The record is from RefSeq and is a predicted model, not a curated record.